UUCCAUUUCUAUACCUUCUUCUCCCUAUAUCUCUUCACUCAUCAUCUUUCGUUCAUUCAACCUCAAACCAGUGUCUUUAGCUCUCUCUCUCUCUCUCUCUCUCUCUCUCUCUCUCUCUCUCUCUCUCUCCAUAAAAUUCGAUCAGGGCGUUUGAGAAUCCAAUCUAACUAAAGUCAAAUGGAUCCGUGCUCUUUCGUACGGAUCAUAGUCGGAAACUUGGCCGUUAGGUUUCCGUCUUCGUUGUCCGAACAGUCAGUUUCACCUCCACAUUGCUACUGCAAAAUCAAAUUCAAUAGUUUCCCUCGCCAGAUUGUUUCUGCUCCGGUUAUCUUCCAAACCGAAUCUGAAUCCGACACUCGUUCCUCCACCGUCGCUGCUUACUUCAGUGUAAACAAAGCUCAGAUAGAUGCUUCUUUGACGAAGACCAAGUUGACUGUCCUCUCCGUCGAGACCUACUCACGAAGUGACGGCGUAACCGGCGCGUCGUGUGGACUCGCUUCAGCGAGUGAGAAGUUACUAGGUCGGUUCGAGGUUCGGCUGGAUUUGAAAGCGGCGGAGACGAAAACGUGCGUGGCACACAACGGAUGGGUUGCCUUGGGAUCCAAGAAAGGGAGGAAUAAAACUGGAUCUGUUCCGGAGCUCCAUUUUACCGUACGGGUUGAACCCGACCCGAGAUUCGUGUUUCAAUUCGACAGCGAGCCGGAGUGCAGCCCUCAGGUUUUCCAAGUGCAAGGAAACACGAGACAAGCCGUGUUCACUUGCGAGUUCGCCGCGAGGAUCAGCUCCGAAUCAAUCUCAUCGAGAAGUUGCGUAUCGUCGGAAAAGGAACAACAGCCGUCGAAAGAGAGAAAAGGUUGGUCGGUUACUGUGCAUGAUCUCUCCGGCUCACCCGUAGCGAUGGCAUCCAUGGUCACACCAUUCGUUCCAUCUCCCGGUUCGAACCGCGUGACGCGAUCAAGUCCCGGCGCGUGGCUCAUUCUCAGACCCGACGGUCGUUGUCGCACGUGGAAGCCGUGGGGACGGCUAGAGGCGUGGCUCGAAGCUGGUUACUCCGACGCGCUUGGUUACCGUUUCGAGCUCUUCCAGGACGGAGUCGCCGCUGAGGUCUCCACGUCGUCCUCUGUUAGUUUGAAAAAUGGCGGGAGUUUCGUUAUCGACGCCACGGGCGGGACAAACACGGCGGUUUCUACGCCGUCAACAACGAGUCCUCAGGGAAGCUGUGAUCUCGGGUCCGGAUCUAGCAUCGGGUCGGGAGCAGGAUCAGGAUCCGGGUCGGAUUUUGGAUAUCUACUGCCCCAGCACCCGGCGCAAAAGAGAGGGUUCGUGAUGUCGGCUUCGGUGGAAGGCGUCGGGAAACGGAGCAAACCGGAGGUAGAAGUUGGCGUGUCGCACGUGACAUGCACGGAGGAUGCAGCAGCGCACGUGGCGUUAGCUGCGGCGGUGGAUCUCAGUUUGGACGCUUGCAAGCUGUUCUCUCAUAAGCUAAGGAAAGAGUUAAGACAGCAAAGCCAGCUUGGUGUCGUUUGACGUGUAUUGAUUUGUCGUUUUACCAAUUCAUGAGUUGUCUUCUGUGAAAUGUUUUUAUUUUUGUGAGGUAGUGUUGUUAGCUAGGACUCUAGCCAGCCAAUAUAAAUUGUUUAUAUAUUUCAUGUAUGGCUAAUAAAAAUGACAGUGUAACAUCUUCUAAUCUCAUCAUUUUAUUCUUUUUAA
Raphanus sativus (radish) is the source of this 1710-nucleotide messenger RNA. RefSeq lists its product as uncharacterized. Lineage: Eukaryota; Viridiplantae; Streptophyta; Magnoliopsida; Brassicales; Brassicaceae. The coding region runs from base 178 to 1527 and encodes 449 amino acids. The transcript has a single exon. The record is from RefSeq and is a predicted model, not a curated record.